AGUAACCUGAGGUCAAUUUUCCGCUCUAUAAAUUAUCUAGCGGGUGAGGUAGAUUAAUAGCUAGUUGUGCUUGCUGAGAGAGCAAGCAAUGCAGAAUGAGAUGAGCAAGAUCCUCAUAUGUGGGGGAACUGGCUACUUAGGCAAGUAUAUGGUGAAAGCAAGUGUUUCAAUGGGUCACAAAACUUACAUAUAUUCUCGUCCCAUCACCACACAAUCUUCUCCUGCUAAAAUAGGCAUCCACAAGGAAUUCCAAGCCAUGGGGGUCACCAUUGCUCAAGGAGAAUUCGAUGAGCAGGAGAAACUUGUAUCGGUUCUUCGUCAAGUGGAUGUAGUUAUCUCCACAUUAGCUAAUCCUCAGGUUCUCGACCAGCUCAAAAUUAUAGAAGCCAUAAAAGUUGCUGGUAAUAUAAAGAGGUUCUUUCCGUCAGACUUUGGAGUUGAAGAGGACAGAGUGACUCCCUUGCCCCCAUUUGAAGCUUUCCUUGAGAACAAGAGGAAGAUUAGAAGGGCCACAGAGGAAGCCGGAAUCCCUUACACUUUUGUGUCAGCAAAUUGCUUUGGUGCAUACUUUGUCAAUUACUUGCUCCGUCCACAUGAGCAACCUCAAGAUAUCACUGUCUAUGGCUCUGGUGAAGCUAAGGUUUUCAAGUGUUGCAGGGAGAAUUCGAUGAGCAGGAGAAACUUGUAUCGGUUCUUCGUCAAGUGGAUGUAGUUAUCUCCACAUUAGCUAAUCCUCAGGUUCUCGACCAGCUCAAAAUUAUAGAAGCCAUAAAAGUUGCUGGUAAU
Messenger RNA from Populus euphratica (Euphrates poplar), 786 nucleotides. Its product is annotated as eugenol synthase 1-like. Bases 89 to 712 code for a protein of 207 amino acids. The transcript is spliced from 4 exons. Lineage: Eukaryota; Viridiplantae; Streptophyta; Magnoliopsida; Malpighiales; Salicaceae. The record is from RefSeq and is a predicted model, not a curated record.